Acanthosepion pharaonis is the source of this 708-nucleotide messenger RNA. The record is from the annotation of a GenBank genome assembly. NCBI's taxonomy places the organism in Eukaryota, Metazoa, Mollusca, Cephalopoda, Sepiida, Sepiidae.
AUGCAUAUUUCUGGUUACAUUUCUCUUCUUUCACUUGAUUCUUUCACUAAAACUAUCUUUUUCUUUACUUUUUUUCCUUUUUUCAUCUUCCAUUUCUUUCUUUAUCCUCUCUCUCUUUCCAUUUCUUUAUCUAAUUUUUAUCUUUUAUCCUUUUUUAUUUUUGUAUGUCAUCUUUUCUAUUUUUUCAUUUCUUUCUUUAUCUACUCUUUCUUUUUCUACUUUUUCUUUAUUUCUUUCUUUUUCCAUUUAUUUCCUUAUAUACUCUAUCUUUUCCAUUUCUUUCUUCACCUACUCUUUCUUUAUUUCUUACUUUUUCCAUUUCUUUAUCCACUCUUUCUUUCUUUUUCCAUUUCUUUAUCUACACUUUCUUUUUUCAUUUCUUUCUUAAUCUAUUCUCUUUUUACUUUUCUUCUCUUUCUUUUCCAUACCUUUCUUUUUCCAUUUCUUUAUCAUCUUGGUCUUUUUCUGUUUCUUUUUCUGUUUGCUUUUUUUCAUUUCUUUUUUUUUCAUCUUUCAUUUGUUUCUGCAUCUUUUUUUUUCCUUUCUUUCAUUUUUAUCUUCUCUCUUACCUUUUCCAUAUCCUUCCAUUUUUAUUUCUUUCUUUUAUCUUCAUUUCUUUUCUUAUCUUUCUUCUUCAUUUUCUUAAUUCUGUACUCCUUUUUUCCUUGCCCAUUUUUUCUUUCAUUUUUGUUUACCUUUUCUGUUUAA